Zasmidium cellare ATCC 36951 is the source of this 1485-nucleotide messenger RNA. RefSeq lists its product as uncharacterized. The record is from RefSeq and is a predicted model, not a curated record. The coding region runs from base 1 to 1485 and encodes 494 amino acids. Gene Ontology annotation, molecular function: oxidoreductase activity. Lineage: Eukaryota; Fungi; Ascomycota; Dothideomycetes; Mycosphaerellales; Mycosphaerellaceae. The transcript has 3 exons.
AUGUCUCGUACAACUGAAGGCCAUAUCUAUACCCGCAGCGAAGGCCACUAUGAUGGCCUGACCACCGACGCUGUUACAUCCGGUAGCCCUCGCAUAAAGUCCUCAUACGAUGUCAUCGUCAUCGGCGCAGGAUUCGCAGGCCUUGUCGCCGCUCGAGAUCUCUCCCAAACCACAAAUCUGAGUGUCCUACUCCUCGAAGCCCGCCAUAGAAUUGGUGGCCGGACCUGGACAGCCAAAGCUUGGGGUGAGGAAUACGAGAUGGGCGGGACUUGGGUGCACUGGGCCCAACCCCACGUCUACAGCGAGAUCUCGCGCUACGGUCUACAUACCUCACUGAAGACCAUCUCCGGCAGCGUCGCCCUCGAAAAUAUAUUCCAAAGGCCGCGUGGCUCCACGAAGCCCGCUGAAGCCGUCGACCUGCCAACCUUCGCAGAGAAACAAACCCGUCUAAUCGCCGAGUUCUUCACAAUCGACGGCCAGACCGCCCACGAAUUGAUGCCUUUCCCGCACGACCCCUCUCGAGCGGGAGCCCAGCCAUGGAAGAAGUACGAUCAUUUGAGUAUACGCGGUCGGUUGGAGCAGUUGGAUUGGUCGGAUGAGGACAAAGAUCUCAUCGAGGUUACCUUUGAGUCUGUUGGAUUAGCGCCUGGGGAGCAGCUGGCGUUUACGUCUGUGCUGGAGUGGUGGGCGUUGUCUGGGUAUACGAUGGAUGGGUUUGGGGCGGCGGUGGGGUCGUUUAAGAUUGGAGAGGGUGGGAUGACGGGUUUGGCGAGGAGGGUUCUUGCGGAGUAUAAUGGAGAUCGCUUAUUUGGUACUUGCGUCAAGAGGAUCGAGCAGAGUCGAGAUGAGGUGAAAGUUUGCGUGGACGCUGGAGAGGUGAUCUCCGCACGCCGAGUUGUGUGCACUAUUCCUCUCAACUGUCUCAAAGAUGUCGAGUUCGAUCCUCCAAUGAGUGUUCUUCGACAAGAAGCGUUCGAGGCAGGCCAUAUCAACAGAGGCACCAAGUACCAUUUCCAUAUCGACCAAGUCCAACCAGGGUGGGGCUCGGGUGCCGUCGAUGACUGCGACAAUGACUUUCUCACCGCCAUGACGGACCACAAUGGCACGCAAUCCGACCAGCCCGACGGAACACACUGCGUGGCGUUCGGGUACAGCGGCCAUCUUCCGGAUCCCAGCGAUGACAUGCGAGUCAUCUCGGCUUUCCAGCAGCUCAAGUCGGAUGCUUCUGUUCGUGGCUAUCUGACGCAUCACUGGGCGAAAGAUCCUUUUGCGCAAGGGACGUGGUUCUGUGCCGCGCCAGGGCAGACGACGAAGUAUUUUGAUGAGUUGCAGAAGCCGCACCAGAGAGUUCACAUGGCUAGUGCGGAUUGGUCGGAUGGGUGGCGGGGCUUUGUUGAUGGGGCGAUUGAGCAGGGUAGAAGGAGCGCACUUCGUGUGGCGGAGGCUCUCGAGAUGGAGAAGGCCAGCGUUAGUGGGAACCAUUGA